Molecule: messenger RNA, 5251 nt
Organism: Impatiens glandulifera
Lineage: Eukaryota; Viridiplantae; Streptophyta; Magnoliopsida; Ericales; Balsaminaceae
Exons: 10
Coding region: 1-4866 (1621 amino acids)
Cellular component (GO): nucleus; exosome (RNase complex)
Source: RefSeq, a predicted model, not a curated record
AUGGUGCCCUUCUGUUCUGCCACUGUUGUUGUAUAUUUGCUAGAAGGAGCAAAAUUCAACAUUCAUGAUGUGUACACUAAUGAAACCUACAAAAACAUAUUAUCUGUUUUUAGCAUGAAUAAAGAAAGUAUGAAGUAUUUUUUCCUCUUCUCAAUUUUUCCUAUGCUAAGCAAGAUUGCAUUAUUAUCAGAGCGGCGCAGCCUAUAUAUUGGUUCCUCAGUUCGUGGGGUCAUCCUUUUAAAAUUGAUCUUGCAUUCUUCAGGCUCUCACACUUUUGAUCAGCUGAACAAUAGAAGGAACAACGAUAAGGAUAAAGCUCCUUUUGUGCCAUUUGUUAUAAGUUUCUCAGAUGAUGAGAGUGGCAGUGACCAUGAUGGAUGUGAACAAGCUAAAGCUUUGGAAUCCAAAAUUAUUACUGGAAGGGUAGACGGGGGUGGAAGAAAACCUUCUUCUUCAGCAAUGAAGUCUCAGCUAGUUUCUCAGGCAACAAAAAAUGAGAGCAAAUUGAUACCCAAAAAAAAUUCUUUGAGUCGUACAUUUGUUCCGUCAACUAAGAAAGCCAAUAUCAUGAAUUCUCCCAAUAGUAAGUUGUCUGGAAUAGAAUAUGGAAGCAAAAAAACUACAGAAUGGAAUAGUACUAAACUUCAAGACCUUCGGCAACAAAUUGCAGUUCGCGAACAGAAACUUAAACAUAAAUCACUUCAGAAAAAUCGGGAAGCAAGUGCUGUGUCAUCUAGAGAUCACCGUGUUAACUUGAACGAUCAUGUGACUCGGAAGCGCAUACGAACUGCCAGUGAAUCUUCUCUGUUUGAAAGAAAGGAUACUAAAGAAAAGCAUCUUAAACUUAGUGAACCACUUACUGCUCAAAGGAAUAAUAACACCAUUGGAGCUGUUGCACCUACAAGUGGUGGCCUCAGUUUGAAUGAAUAUCCACAUAACAUGAAUCAGUCCACAAGAACAACAAUUGUUACAGCUGGAACUUUGCCUAUUAAGUCAGUUGUCACUCAAGAGCUGAAGGAGGAUAAUGGGCCAGCAUAUCAUCCCCUGAUAUCAAAAGAAGUUAAGUUGUCAAGCAAUCAUACAGAAAAUGGAUUUCGCAAAGUUCCAUCUGAUGAUGAACUGAUCAAAUCCCCCUUAGAUGAUGUGCUACCAAUCCUCUAUCUGUGUAACAGUCCAAAUAGAAACUUGGAGACCUCAGAUGCAUCUAUGAACAACGAAAGGCUAAAUAAUGGUUGGGAUGCUGAUCAGAACACGGGUAUGCAGUCACUAGUAGAAAUGGAAGAAUUAGUAGAGAAGGAACUUGAGACGGCACUAGAACUCAGGCGUAAGUGUGAGAUUGAAGAAAGAAAUUCUCUUAGAGCUUAUCGUAGGACUCAGAGGGCUUUGAUUGAGGCUAGUAAUAAAUGUAGUGUUCUUUACAAGAGAAGAGAGGUUUAUUCAGCUCAACUUAAAUCGAAGAUGAUAGAGAAUUCAAAUCUGUUCAGGUCUUAUAUCCUGCAGGAUCAUGUUGAAUCAGGCUUGGACCCUUCAAAUAGAGUUCCUAGUGUCAAUACAAAUCAUUUGUCAAUUUCUAGCCAUAAGAGCAAGUAUGAUUCCGAAGUUCAGAGUGAGCAAAAUUGUAAUUCAAACAUCAAAGAAACAGCCUCCCAUCUGUUUAAUGAGCCUGAUUCUUUUACAUCAGAGCCUUGUAAAGGUAAUAAUGCAGAAAAUGCAGUCUGCUCCCUGUCCAGUGAUGUAAAUAUUUUGACAGAUGAAAAUGAUGACUCAUUUUCAUUUGAAAAUAAGUCUGCUAAUUCUGGCCUAGGUUGCCAAGUAGAGGGGGAAAACUGCGAAGCAGCAAGGUACACAAAUGAUGAAGCUAAUAGAAAUAUCUUAGCUGAUGAUUCUAUUCUUCUUGAAGCGAACUUAAGGUCUCAACUAGUUGCAAGAUACAGAGUAAAAGAAUUGCGAGACAAUACAGGCACAAUUUAUAAGAAGGCUAGAUCUGAAACUGGGGGUGACGAAGGGUGUUCUCAGGAGAAAGCUGAGACAAAUCUGGAGAUUCACAAUUUUACUGCCAACAGUGAGAAUCAACUUACCAUGUCCAGAGGUGCUGAUGCUGUUGAAAAGAGCAUAUCAGAGACUCUCACACAUGUCAAUGAGUUUCAUAUGGAGACUUUGUCAUCUAAUAAUGCUUCUCCGAGUGCUGAUUCCUUGGACAAGUGUUACUUGACAAAUAGCAACCAAUCAGUUGAAUCUACUAUUCUUCUGAGCCCUAUUAUGAGAAGUACAUUUAGUCAUAGAAAAGCCUUUGACUAUUUAUCCGUGGAAACUAGAACUAGAAAUCUCGACGAUUACAACACUGACACUGAAAAAGGCAUCAUUCAUGCCUUGGAUGAAAUUCAGCCUUCAAUUCGUAGUUCCAAUCCAGUGGACCAGGCUCCAGUAGAUAUUUGUUUGCCGAAUAUAUCUUCUAAUGCCUCUGAUCUUGAAAUUGAUCCCUUUUGGCCAAUUUGCAUGUUUGAACUUCGAGGAAAAUGCAACAAUGAUGAGUGUCCUUGGCAACAUAUCAGAGAUUACUCUUCCAGCGAUAGGAACAUGGAGAAACCAAGGAAUACUGAUGAUAUAGUUAGGCCUCUGUAUGAAGGAAAUAGUGAUGAAGCAACAGGCUCUUCAAAGGUUCCCUAUUGUGUUGAUUUUGCACAGCCAACCUACACAGUUAGCUUAGAUAGCUUGAAAUCUACUAGCCACUCAAGUGAAUCUGUUUUGAGAAGUAUUGGACAAUGCUGGAAAAAGUGCUUCAGUAAUUCACUGGUUCUGUCAAGUUUGCUUCCAACCGAUUUAUCCUCAGCUCAUCAGCACUUGCAUGGAACUGACAUGUGUAUUGAGGUCCAGGGAAGUUGGAACAACAAAUCACUCUAUCUGAAACAAAGAAACGAAAAUGUGAGUCAGUCUGCUCAAUUAUUCACUGACAAUGAACAAGCUUUGGAGAGGUCUCUUCUUCAUCUCAAUCAGGAAGUCAAUAAAAGGAAAGGAAGGAUACAGGCACUGAAAGUUCUAUCUCAGGCUUUACAAGAAAAUUCAACGUCCGUAGUUCUCUGGAUUGUUUAUUUGCAUAUUUACUAUAGCACUGAGAACUCAAUUGGCAAGGAUGACCUUUACGAGAGUGCGGUUGAAUACACAAAGGGCUCUUAUGAACUUUGGCUCUUGUAUAUAAACAGUCGAACUCGAUUGAAAGAUCGUCUGGCUGCUUAUGAUACUGCACUUUCUGAUCUCCAUCUCAAUGCAAAUGCCCAUUAUAAGGAUGCAGUAUAUGUGAGUGCAUGCAUCUUGGACCUUUUCCUGCAACUUUUAAAUUGCAUGUGCAUUUCAGGUAAUGUUGACAAGGCAAUUGAGAAAAUCCUCGGGCUUACUCCUGACGCAAAGAAGCCUGAAAGUUUAAAUUCUUUGAAGAUCCUUUCCUCCCUAACAGUUUAUGAUAAAUGUGUCUUCUGGAUUUGUUGUGUAUACCUCUUAGUCUACAAGAAACUUCCUUGUUCUAUUGUUCAGCAAUUUGAACAUCCAAAAAAGAUAUCCGAAAUAAAAUGGUAUUCUACCAAAAUAGAAUCUAACGAGAGGCAGCAAGCAAUUAAACUGAUGGAAACGGCAGUUGGCUCUCUAGUAUUGUGUAUGGAUAGUGAACAGCUUAAAGAUUAUGAAAACAGUCUUCAGACGGCUCGCCACUUUGCUGUAAGCCAUGUUAAGUUAAUAACUGUUCUCGAAGGUAACGAACGUGGUAGGAGCUUGGCUGAUACAUAUAAAAAAAUUUAUCCAUCAUCCCUAGAACUUGCCUUAUUUUUGGCAAGAACCCAGGGUUUUGAGGAGGUUAUUGAUGAUUGGAAAGACAAUGAAGUUUAUCGAGUUCAAUGCAUUUGGAAUCAGUAUGCCGAAAAUGCACUAAAAAACGGAAGGUUUGAUUUUGUGAAAAGAAUAAUGGAUCGAUGGUUUCAGUCUGUCUGGAAAGUACAAUACCCGCAAUGUGGAAACGAUGGUAUGAAUAUUGAAUUUCCUAAUGAUAAUGGUUUUUCUAAAACGGAAGUCACGUUUGGGCUACUCAAUCUAUCUCUCCACAAGCUAUUGCAAAAUGACGUCUCUUCGUCACGGCUAGCGAUUGAGCGGGCGUUGAAAAUAGCAGCGCCCGAGGAUUAUAAGCAUUGUGUGAAAGAGCAUUCCAUGUUCUUGCUCGCAAUUGGUUCAUAUUCUCCAACUGAAGAACCUCCUUUAAGCAUCAUAAAAGGGUAUCUAAUGGACGCUCGCACUUACCAGCUCCUGGAGGCUUUUCCUAAGAAAUUUAUCGAUGGAAUCAAGAAACCGCUCGUUCGACAGCUCGUGAGCAACUUGUGGGCCCCGCAUUCUCCCGACUUCUCGCUUGUGAACAUGCUGCUUGAAGAAUGGUACGGUCCAUCGUUAAUGCCUCCGAUAAAAGGCGAUGAAACCAAAGAUAUUGUGAACAUGGUGGACAAUGUUAUCGAGAUAUGUCCUUGUAAUUACGAGUUUGCCCUCUCAGUCUGCAAGGAGUUCCAAAAACAAUGCAAGUCGUUGGGUAAGGUGAAAUCUGCUGGGGUUUCGUUCUGGGCGAGCUCAAUUCUGAUUAAUGCACUUUUCCAGGCUGUCCCGAUGGCACCAGAGUAUGUAUGGGUAGAAGCGGCUACUGUGUUAAAGUCGAUGAUUGAUGUUCGUUCGAUCUCGGAAAGUUUCCAUAAGCGUGCUUUACAAGUGAACCCUUAUUCUGCUAAACUGUGGAAGUCUUAUUUGGACAUUUGCCAUUCUAGUGGAUCUGGUGUGGAUGAGGUCUUGAAGGAAGCUGCAGAGCGUGGAAUUAAACUCUCUAAAUUCGGGCGAGGUUAGUAAUGCAGUUUUAUUUAGUUUUUAGGGGUAGACUGAUGAUCAUGAUGUUAUACAAUAUGUGUAAUCAGAAAGAUAGAGAACUUAGUUGUUUGAGGAUGAUAAAGAUUGUUUGUUUACUAGUUGUAACUUAGUGGUACAUUGAAACAUAGAUUGUUUUCAUUAUCUGAAUUGCUUUAUGUGCUUUUUUGGUGUUUUGGGAACACCAAUAGUCCAAUAUUAUUUAAUGUUUUCAUUAUAAGGAAUAAUUCAUAGAUGUAUUGGGUGAUGACCCCCUGGGAAGGAAAAUAGAAUAAUCCAUAGAUGUACACUUGUCUAUGGUCUCUUUAUAUACUCUUUUAAGUUUAUUUAUUUUUAAAUUUUGAUAUAUUUCUCUGUUAAGUUUGUU